Molecule: messenger RNA, 2559 nt
Organism: Mangifera indica (mango)
Lineage: Eukaryota; Viridiplantae; Streptophyta; Magnoliopsida; Sapindales; Anacardiaceae
Product: probable E3 ubiquitin-protein ligase EDA40
Exons: 2
Coding region: 98-2176 (692 amino acids)
Source: RefSeq, a predicted model, not a curated record
UUUAUCAGCCGAGAGACUCUUCUUCUCUAUGCUUAAGCUAUCAAACUCUUCUUCUCUAUAACAAAAAGAUUUUCACCUUUGAAAUUUGCUUGCGGCAAUGGCGCCUGGUUGGCGACGAGCUUUUUGUACUUCAAUACCUAAAGAGAGAGAAGCAGCGGUGGUGACGGAUAAGCAGCAGCAGCAGCAUGAACAAAAACAACAACGACAUUGUAAUAGCCAGAGCACGAGAUUGACUUCUAAAUUUGGGUUUUUUUCGAAUCCUUCGACGCCUAGGUUACAGUCUCAGCCAGUUUCGAGCUCGAGCAUGAGAUGCAAAACCAGUACUACGACGUCGGUUCCCAGUAGCCCCAGACUUCAAUGCAAAACCUCUACUGAUUCUACUCCAUGGAAAAGCAGUAGCACAGGGCACAGUCCCAGAUUAUUCCGUUUCUCCGAUGCAUCUUCUCCUAAAUCUCCCUCUGGCUUCUCUUUACUCAAGGCCACCUUACGUCUCUCCAAAAGUAGAUGUGGAAUCUGUUUGCAGAGCGUGAAGACUGGACAAGGAACCGCCAUUUUCACGGCGGAGUGUUCUCAUGUAUUUCAUUUUCCCUGCAUAACUUCUCACGUCAACAACGACAACCAUGUUUUAAGCUGCCCAGUCUGUAACACUCACUGGAAACAACUCCCUCUUUUGUUUAACCAAGACGACAACAACAAACACUUUCAAGUAUCAAAAAGUUUCAAAGUUUACAAUGACGACGAGUCUUUAGCAUCUCCAAUCUCCCUGUCUCACUUCAAUCCCAUUCCCGAAUCCUCCGAAGAGGAAGAACACAAUCAAGAAUCCCAAGGAUUAUAUUCCACCACCACCGCCUCUUCUACGUCCAACGUUCAUAUUGCUUUGUUGCCUGAGGCCGCAGUGGUUACGGUUGGAAGGAAUUAUGAGACGUAUGCUAUGGUUUUGAAGGUUAAGGCGCCACCUUGUGCUGCAGCGCGUGCGAUGAGACGCGCUCCUGUGGAUUUAGUGACGGUUUUGGAUGUGAGUUUGAUCAUGGGAGGGUCCAGGCUUCAGAUGAUGAAACGGGCGAUGCGGCUGGUGAUUUCGAAUUUGGGUGCAUCAGAUCGUUUAUCGAUCGUUGCGUUUUCCACUGCUUCUAAAAGGUUAUUGCCGUUACGGCGAAUGACCGCCAAUGGACGGAAGUCUGCACGCAGAAUCGUGGACGCCAUUGGGAUUACUGGUCAAGGAAUGACUGUAAGCGACGCGCUGAAAAAAGCGGCCAAAGUACUCGAAGAUCGGCGCGAGAGAAAUCCCUUCUCUACCAUUCUGGUUCUAUCAACAAGUAACACCUCCUCCGAUCAGGGCCGUUCACUACCUGUCGUGUCGUCAACGCGCUUUUCGCACUCGGAAAUCCCCGUACAUACCAUUGGUUUCAGUGACAACGGCGCGUCCAACCACGCCCUGCAUGAUGAGGCGUUUUCCAAAUUCAUUGGUGGAUUAUUGAGCGUGGUGGUCCAGGAUCUGAAGCUCCAGCUGGGAUUCAUAUCCGGAUCGGGUCAUACAGAGAUUACUGGGGUUUAUUCUCUGACGGGCCGGCCCGCAUCUCUCGGAUUGGGGCCAGUUCGAGUCGGGGAUUUAUACACGGAGGAGGAGAGAGAACUGUUAAUUGAAUUGAAAGUAGCCGGUUCAGCAAUCGGUUCCCAACACGUGCUGUCCGUCCGGUCUUCUUACAAAGAACCAUCAUCACAGGAAGUGAUCUUCUCUAAGGAGCAACCAAUUUUGGCACCUACGCCGCAAACCGUUAGAUCCUCGACUCCCAGCAUCGUACGGUUGAGGAAUCUCCACAUAACCUCUCGAGCCGUUGCCGAGUCUAGGAGAUUAAUCGAGAUUAACGACUUUUGCGGAGCUUACCACUUGCUGUCUUCGGCUCGAGCUUUGUUGAUGCAGAAGCGAACCAAAUGGGCUGAGGAAUACGUAUGCGGCUUGGAAGCUGAGCUUGCCGAGUUGCACAAGCGUAGACAACAGCAGCAGGUGCAGGGUCAGAGGGGAAGAGUGAAUGCACAAAUGGCGGAGGAGAAGCCGGAGCCGCUGACGCCGACAUCGGCUUGGAGAGCCGCGGAGAGAUUGGCUAAAGUGGCUAUUAUGAGGAAGCAUCUGAACAGAGUCAGCGAUCUGCACGGCUUUGAAAAUGCAAGAUUUUAAUAUUAAUAUUAAUAGUAAUAUAUAUUUGUUUUCUAAAUAUUUGUGAUAGAAAAGGGAAAUAUAAUAUGAAUAGUAGGAAUAUGAAUAAAAAUAAUUGAAAUUAUUGGUAUAUAGUGACAAGAAGCAGUAGAGGACGGCUAGGCCCUUUCUGCAGAGGGUAAAAGGACAGAUAGUGAAAUGAAAGAAAAGCCUUAAAAGCCAUAUGAGAUGAACUACUGAGUUUUCAGGACUCUCUUUUGUCAUUAUUAUUCAUUAAAAAUAAUUGAAAUUCAGUAUAAAAUAACGACGAAAACUUGGUAGGGAAUGGGGGUCUUUUCUUUGUUUGUUUGUUUGUAUGUGUUUAGAUUUUUGUGUUAUUUUGUUGGUUUGGGCCUCAAAUCUCA